AUGUGCACCUUGACUGAUCCUUUCCAACUUCCACAUAAAUAUUCUCAGAAAGGUGAUGUAAUCAUUGGAAAAGUUGUGGCUCACUAUGGCUGUGUUUUUGAUGAAACCACUUAUACAAGAAACCCUAGAACUGUGAGGGAAGAUGGACUUAUUGUUGCACCAAAGAGGUACCAGCAUGUCCUAUCAUUUUUAUUUGCUGUGAAGGAGAUUAAUGCACACUCCAAGGUCUUACCCAAUAUCAGCCUGGGAUUCCAGAUCUUUGAUGGCUACUUCAGUGCAAGGAUGACUCAGCAAAACACCCUGAAACUACUGUCUUCCUGGGAAAGGAUUGUCCCCAACUAUAACUGCAACAAGAAAAAACAUCUGAUUGCGGUGGUUGCGGGACGUAGCUCUGAAAUGGCCUUUCACAUAAUUUCUAUUUUAAACAUCUACAAGGUCCCACAGAUUCACCGUUUCCUGAAAACCAUCUCAUUCAACAACAGUGCCGGAGAUCUGGUAUUUUUUAAUGAGAAUGGUGAAAUAGUAGCCGGAUUUGAUAUUAUAAACUGGGUCCUUUUGCCAAACAAAUCCUUCAUAAGAGUAAAAGUUGGAAGAAUGGAUCCACAAGUUUCCCCAGGCAGAGAGUUCACCAUUAAUGAAGAGGCCAUCACAUGGCAUAGUAUGGUUAAUCAGGUGCCUCCCAUUGCUGUGUGCAAUGACAACUGUUGGCCUGGGUAUAGCAGAGAGAAGAUUGAGGGAGCACCAUUUUGUUGUUACAGUUGUGCUUCAUGUCCAGAUAAGAAGAUUUCAAAUCAGAAGGACAUGGAUGACUGUUUUAAAUGUCCACAAGAGCAGUAUCCAAACCUGAACCAAGAUAGAUGCAUUCCCAAGCUUCUAAACUUCCUCUCCUUCACAGAAUCUUUGGGCAUCACUUUAGCUUCCUUGGCUCUCUUCCUUUCUUUGAUCACAGCUUUGGUGCUAGGAAUUUUCAUCAAGAACCAAAACACUCCAAUAGUCAAAGCCAACAAUCGGGACCUCACCUAUUCUCUCCUUGUCUCCCUGUUGCUCUGUUUCCUUUGCUCCUUGCUCUUCAUUGGCCGGCCUCAGACUGUGACCUGCUACUUACGGCAAACUACUUUUGGCAUCAUCUUCACAGUGGCUGUUUCAUGCAUGCUGGCCAAGACCAUCACUGUGGUUGUGGCUUUUGCAGCUACUAAGCCAGGCAGCAAGAUGAGGAAAUGGGUAGGAAAAAGAGUGGCAAACACCAUUCUUAUCUGUUGCUCCCUCAUUCAAGCCAGUGUUUGUGCCGUGUGGCUCUGCACUGCUCCUCCAUUCCCCCAUUUUGACCCGGACACUCUGGCUGAAGAAGUCAUAGUGGAAUGCAAUGAAGGGUCAGUCACAAUGUUUUAUUUGGUACUGGGGUAUCUGGGAUUUCUGGCCAUUGUGAGCUUUACUGUGGCUUUCCUCGCCAGGAAGUUGCCUGACAGUUUCAAUGAAGCCAAAUUUAUCACUUUCAGUAUGUUGGUGUUUUGCGGCGUCUGGCUGUCCUUUGUUCCAUCUUAUCUCAGCACCAAAGGCAAAUAUAUGGUAGCGGUGGAGAUCUUCUCUAUCUUGGCCUCUAGUGCUGGGCUGCUGGCUUGUAUCUUCUUCCCUAAAUGCUACAUAAUCAUUGUGAGGCCUGAGCUGAAUUCUAGACACCAGCUAAUAAAGAAGUAA
Molecule: messenger RNA, 1695 nt
Organism: Sphaerodactylus townsendi
Lineage: Eukaryota; Metazoa; Chordata; Lepidosauria; Squamata; Sphaerodactylidae
Product: vomeronasal type-2 receptor 26-like
Exons: 5
Coding region: 1-1695 (564 amino acids)
Biological process (GO): G protein-coupled receptor signaling pathway
Cellular component (GO): membrane
Molecular function (GO): G protein-coupled receptor activity
Source: RefSeq, a predicted model, not a curated record